AUGGUUGGUCAGGUGAUACUGGUGAGCAUCGAGGCGGGUAGAGAGGUUACGGAUUAUGCACUCGAAUGGGCUGUUCGAAAUGUGAUCAAGCCAAUGGAUUCGCUAAUCCUAGUUGCGAUUCUCCCUUCUCACGAAUAUAAUCCAUUUCCGCUCAAGAUUACUCAACCCCAUCACAGUCUGCUGAAGAAACGUAGUGCUGUGAAAAACGAAGUGUCUGAUCGUAAGGUUGGAUUUGUAGACGAGGGACGCGAUAUACCGCAAAGAAUAUAUAAUGUGUGUGAAGAGAUGAUACACCAUCUCUUCUCUCUUCACAAAGUAGUCAAGGUUCAUACUGAAGUAAAAGUCGUAGCGUAUGCCCCAGUCAGGUCAAUCGCGACGAUAGCAACAGAGCUACAUGCAAGAUGGGUGAUUCUUGAUCAACGUUUGAAGAGCGAAGCAGAUUGUUGUUUAAAGCAGUACUUGGAUUGCAAUGUCGUCCUCAUAGACGGAUCCCUUCAUAAGAUUCUUAGAUCAGUGAACUUCCCGCUUACCAUGAAGAUCGAAGAAGAGCUGGUCCCGACUAAGGCUGAUAUGCUAGGUGCUUUUCCAACAGAGAACCGAGUUAACAACACCAGUCUUAUAACUACAUCAGAUCUCACUCGAAGUUCUUUUAGCACACAAAACACUUCAUCAUCCACUACCACUGAACAUGUUCCUCAAGAGAGACUAUUUCCAGUCGCAAAGAACACACCUCCUCGCUCCAAGCAGUUCCCGAAAUCACAACAAUUGGAUCAGAUUUCUGAGUUUGAGAUUAAGGUUCCUCGCAGAUCGAUAUCUAGCCUUAUAGAAGAAAGAACGAAUGGAAAUGGCAACCAUUUGAGAGUUAGAGAUGAUCUCACUCCGAAUUCUUUUAACAAACAAAACAUUUCAUCAUCCACUACGACCGAACAUGUUCCCCAAAAGAAGAUCCUCCCUCCAGUUGCAAAGUACACACCUCCUCGUUCGAAGCAGUAUCCAAAAUCACAACAAUUGAACCAGAUUACAGGGUUUGAGAUGAAGGUUCCUCACAGAUCGAUGUCUGGCCCUAUUGAAGAAAGAACGGAUGCAAAUGGCAAUUUUCCGAGAGUAAAAGAUGAUAUGACCAGAAAUGAAAGCAUGAAAACAGAAAUGGGAACAAUACCACAUGCAGCAAGGUGGUCAGUAGAUCUUCGACAGUUGGGCGAAAGAAAAAGGGAUCAAAAUGAGUCAGGGAAAGUAGCUACAAGAAGGGUAUCAUUCAGUCAUGCAAAUAAACCAACCAUAGACAGAAUCUCGAGCGUAAGAAGGGACAUGUCUCUCUCACUAAAAAGGCCACCAAUGCCACCCCCUCUUUGUUCUGUGUGCAAGCUUAGUGCUCCUGUUUUAGGGAGAUCCCCACGAAGGUUCAGCUACGAAGAGAUUGAGAGAGCAACCGAUGGAUUCUCAGCAAACAACUUUUUGGCAGAAGGUGGAUAUGGUCAGGUAUAUAGAGGCAUUUUGAGUGAUGGACAGGUUGUGGCGGUGAAGCAGCGCAAAAUGGUUAGUGCACAAGGUGCAGCUGAAUUCUGUUCCGAGGUUGAAGUGUUAAGCUGUGCACAACACAAGAAUCUGGUUAUGUUGAUUGGGUACUGCAUUGAGAAGGAAUGGCUGCUUGUAUAUGAGUAUGCUUGUAAUGGAUCUUUAGACAAACACUUAUACAGUAAGGAGGCAGAUGAGGUGAUGUCGUGGAAGAAUAGAAUGAAAGUUGCUUGUGGUGCUGCAAGAGGGUUAAGAUAUCUUCACGAAGAUUGCCGGGUCGGCUGCAUAGUUCAUAGAGAUUUCAGGCCUAACAAUAUACUCUUAACACACGAUUUUGAGCCCAUGGUAGGAGACUUUGGACUGGCUAGGUGGCAGGCAGAUGGACGAUUAGAGGAAGAAACACGCGUUGUUGGCGCAUUUGGUUACUUGGCUCCUGAGUAUAUAGAGACUGGUUUGCUAUCUGAGAAAGCCGAUGUAUAUGCAUUUGGAGUCGUACUUUUGGAGAUCUUAACAGGCAUCAAGGCUAUCGAAUUCUCUAGAAACUCUAGGCAGCAGUACUUUCCUGAAUGGAGGAGUCGUUUAUUUGUAGAAGGAAAGGGAUGUGUAGAGAUGAUUGAUCCUAAGUUAGAUAACAAGUAUGAUACGAAAGAAGCGGAGUGCAUGAUGCAUGCAGCCAGUUUAUGUAUAUCGCCUCACCCUGAACAAAGGCCAAGAAUGUCUAAGGUCUUGAGAAUACUGGAAGGGAAUUUUCUUGUUGAAAUGAUUGAUCAUCAUCAAGAACAAUCUACUUCCAUCAUCCUAAAACCAAGUUUAGACAGCCAUAAUUCAAGCAAGGAUGCAUUAUUGAAGAACCAAGAAAAAAUUCAGCACCAGAAGCAGAUGCACACGGUAAAGAAACUAAGCUCGAUUGCACUCAAAUUCGAAGAUCGCCAAGAUACCAUUUUAAAACCAACAACACCUCAACACAAGCAUGCGAUCGUCGGUGACAAAUAUCAAGAAUACUUACUAGGGUCACUCGACAAACAUAUCCAGAGCUUCAACAUGAAAUCAUAG
Molecule: messenger RNA, 2568 nt
Organism: Cynara cardunculus var. scolymus (artichoke)
Lineage: Eukaryota; Viridiplantae; Streptophyta; Magnoliopsida; Asterales; Asteraceae
Product: probable serine/threonine-protein kinase DDB_G0292350
Exons: 11
Coding region: 1-2568 (855 amino acids)
Biological process (GO): protein phosphorylation
Molecular function (GO): ATP binding; protein kinase activity
Source: RefSeq, a predicted model, not a curated record